Molecule: messenger RNA, 2010 nt
Organism: Cheilinus undulatus (humphead wrasse)
Lineage: Eukaryota; Metazoa; Chordata; Actinopteri; Labriformes; Labridae
Gene: chrna2b
Product: cholinergic receptor, nicotinic, alpha 2b (neuronal)
Exons: 6
Coding region: 172-1833 (553 amino acids)
Biological process (GO): chemical synaptic transmission; regulation of membrane potential; nervous system process
Cellular component (GO): synapse; postsynaptic membrane; neuron projection
Molecular function (GO): transmembrane signaling receptor activity; acetylcholine-gated monoatomic cation-selective channel activity
Source: RefSeq, a predicted model, not a curated record
AUAAACCGAGCUGUAGUAACAGUGGUGCUGAAGUUUUCCUGAUAUGCCUCCCAGCUGCGAAGAUGACAGACUUUGCUCGCACAUCACGGUUUCGAGGUAACGAUUUGGCAGCGUGCGGAAACGCCUCCGUGCUCUCCGGUAAAGUUGGAGUCUGUACAAGCAGAGGGAAAAAUGGAACAAAACCACCUGUUCUCUGUGAGGACGGCUGCUCUCUGUUUUCUGCUCUUGUGUCGUUCAGGUCUUUGUCAGGAUAAGACCCACUCACACGCUGAGGAUGACCUCUUCAAGAACCUGUUUGCUGGUUACAAUAAAUGGUCCAGACCUGUGCCAAACAUCUCAGAUGUGGUCAUCGUCAAGUUUGGACUGUCCAUAGCACAGCUUAUUGAUGUGGAUGAGAAGAACCAGAUGAUGACAACCAAUGUGUGGCUUAAACAGGAGUGGUAUGACUACAAACUAAGCUGGAGACCGUCUGACUAUGACAAUGUAACAUCUAUAAGAGUGCCGUCAGAGCUCAUAUGGGUACCAGACAUCGUCCUUUACAACAAUGCUGAUGGGGAGUUUGCUGUGACCCACAUGACCAAAGCUCAUCUUUUCCACACUGGAAAAGUUCGCUGGGUCCCUCCUGCCAUCUACAAGAGCUCCUGCAGCAUCGAUGUCACCUUCUUCCCCUUCGAUCAGCAGAACUGUAAAAUGAAAUUUGGUUCCUGGACGUAUGACAAGGCUAAGAUCGACCUCGAGCGGAUUGAGAACACUGUGGACCUGAACAACUACUGGGAGAGCGGUGAAUGGGCUAUCAUCAACGCUGUGGGAACGUACAAUACAAAGAAAUAUGACUGCUGCCAUGAGAUCUACCCAGAUAUCACCUACUUCUUCAUCAUCAGAAGGCUUCCCUUGUUUUACACCAUCAACCUCAUUAUCCCAUGUUUAUUGAUCUCCUGCCUUACUGUUUUAGUCUUUUAUCUCCCCUCCGACUGCGGUGAGAAGAUCACUCUGUGCAUCUCUGUGCUGCUGUCCCUCACUGUCUUCCUCCUCCUCAUCACAGAAAUCAUCCCAUCCACAUCCCUCGUCAUCCCGCUUAUUGGCGAGUAUCUCCUCUUUACUAUGAUUUUUGUCACUCUGUCCAUUGUCAUCACUGUUUUUGUCCUCAACGUGCACCAUCGCUCUCCAAGCACUCAUAAGAUGCCCCGCUGGGUCCACUCUGUGUUCCUGGACCUGAUCCCGCGCUGGCUAUUCAUGAGGCGGCCCGCGCCAGAUGGCCGCCGUCGCAGGUUGUUGCUGCUCCAGCAGGAAGCAGCGGCUGAGAGGCGGCUUCAAAGUCGGAUAGCUGGGUACAAAUCAGGCAACUGCCUCAGCACCUCAGCGAACUGGUUAAGAGAUGGGACAAUGUCAGAGGACACUGAGAGAAGCAGUUAUGAGGAUUUAGAGCUGGGAACACUGACGUCAUAUUUCUCCUUCAGACCUCCUUCGCCCAGGCCUCCGGGGUCAACUCCUCCACCUCAACAGAAAAACCCUCAGAACAGCCUAAGCCGACAGGAGGGGGCAAACAGACAGAUAACAGGGGCCAGGGUCAACCCUACUCAGAGGCCAGCUAAAGUAGAGAAUGCUGUAUCAGACUCAACUUUCAUGCUUUCACCAAGCGUGAUACGAGCUCUGGAGGGAGUGCACUACAUAGCAGACCAUCUGAGGGCUGAGGAUGCAGACUUCAGCGUGAAAGAGGACUGGAAGUAUGUCGCCAUGGUGAUUGACCGCAUCUUCCUGUGGAUGUUUAUUAUAGUGUGCCUGCUUGGGACCAUUGGUCUCUUCCUACCACCUUGGCUAGCUGGCAUGAUCUAGCUAUCGUUAGGAGAAAAAAAAAGACAUUAUCACCUCUAGUUAGUGAAUUUUGACAUUCAAAAUGUAGCUAAACUGUACUUCCAGACUGGGAAUGUGUGAUUGUUUGUGUAAUGCUUCAUAAAGUCAUCUAUACAUCACUCAAUCUUUUUUCCACAUCUGUAAAAUGAAAUUCACAAG